AUGUUGGCGCUCACGAUUUCCCCGGAGGCCUUAGGCUGCACGCGCUGCACCCCGUCGAUGCAGCUGCACGCGCUGCACUUGCAGUCAGUGCCGUCGCUGGCGUCUCAGUCCCAGCGCUUGGACGCCUCCGCCGGCUUAAGCACAUUGCCCCCGACGCCGGAAAGGCUGAGGCCGCCUGCUUCUCAGUUCGCUGUCUCAGCUUGGCUCGCGGUCUUCGGGGCACUUUAUCAACGCACACGUCCACUGCGGCGACGACACCUGCUGGAGGCCUUCAAGGUCGACAGCGCAAGCUCCGAUUCAGAUGCUGCAGUUCUUCUGGGCGAAAUCCUUGGCGUGCUGCGGAAAGCGAAACGACCCCUUCAUCUGACGGAGCUCGGGUCCGCCGUGGAAUGGAGUGUGGAGCGCCGGCAGAGGCACGGCCGCUUCGCCUCCUUCGUCCGGAGACAGCGGGAGCUUUGGGUGUCUGGGGGCGUGGUUGGUGAGGCCAAGCUACGCGCCUGGCCGAGUGGCUGCCAAGCCCGGCCGUUGACCGAGCUUCGGGUAGUGGAGCUUUUUUCAGGCAUUGGAGGAUUCCGAGCUGCAUUCCACCGCGCAUGUGCCAUGGCAGGAUUCCCCGUGGAUGUUGGCGCACCGAAAGAAUGGAUCAACUUUGAGGCCUCGAAGCUGGCAAAUGAGGUCUACAGCAGCAAUUUCGGAGUACCAUAUGCUCCUUUGCUGCCAAAAGAUGUUCGUCGACUUCAGCCUAGCGAGGUAGACUUCGCUGAUCUUUGGAUUCUGUCUCCGCCUUGCCAACCUUACACGCGCCUGGGCCGCCGCGCAGACUUGAAAGAUCGACGGGCGCUGCCUCUGCAGCACCUGGCAUCGCUCCUGACACAGCUUGAACAGCCACCUCAGGCAAUCCUGCUGGAGAACGUGGUGGGCUUCGAAGCGUCAGAAUCCUUCAGCAUGAUCACGCAGGCCUUGCUGAAGGCCCACUUCGAGGUUCGUGUGUUUCAGUUGAGCCCACUACAGCUGGGUAUCCCGAACCGGCGGCCACGAAUUUACCUCCUGGCACGGCAGUCUGAGGAGCCCAAGGUGCAAGCACUGGAGGAGGACUUUCCAGGCGCAGCAACUUUUCGAAGGGCAUCACGGCCAUUGGCGGAGUAUUUGCAGCGAGAUGAGGACCUGGAUCCAGCCACGUGUUCUGUUCCGCUCCGGAUGCUUGAGCUUCUGGAAUCUCGAAGCCAGCGCUGGGAGGUGGUGACUCCAAAGAGUACGAGCUCAUCCACGUUCACAGCAGGCUACACCACUACUUGCUUUGAAGCUUAUCGAUUCGGACCUCUUCUGGCAAAAGAUGAAGGUGGUGGUGAAUACGACGAAUGCGACGAGUGUCGUCCAGUCAUGCUUCCUGGUGGCCGCGUGAAGCGUCUGGUGAUGCCUGGCGAGGCCGUGAGGUUCUUCACUCCUCACGAGCUUCUGCAGAUCGCCGGCUUCCCUUCCAGCUUCAUCUUCCCCAGGACCGUCACACCACACCAGCGUUACAAGCUCAUCGGUGACUCGGUAAAUGUCGACGUGGUCGCCCAGCUGCUACGUUUUAUGAUCUUUGAGUGGACAAACCUGGGCCUCGAAGCUUGUGGGAUGUAG
This is a messenger RNA of Symbiodinium natans, 1623 nucleotides long. NCBI's taxonomy places the organism in Eukaryota, Dinophyceae, Suessiales, Symbiodiniaceae. The record is from the annotation of a GenBank genome assembly.